This is a messenger RNA of Fimicolochytrium jonesii, 847 nucleotides long. RefSeq lists its product as uncharacterized. Bases 104 to 649 code for a protein of 181 amino acids. The transcript is spliced from 4 exons. Gene Ontology annotation, biological process: N-acetylglucosamine metabolic process. Gene Ontology annotation, cellular component: cytoplasm. The record is from RefSeq and is a predicted model, not a curated record. NCBI's taxonomy places the organism in Eukaryota, Fungi, Chytridiomycota, Chytridiomycetes, Spizellomycetales, Powellomycetaceae.
CCCCUUGGCUGGCCCUUGGCUGUCGUUUCGCUAGAUAGUAGAUAGCUGAGUAGAUAGGGACACUGGGAAUCUCGUUAGUCCAUUCAUCCGCGUCACUAAUAAGAUGGCCUCCAUAGUCCCACCACGAUACCCGCUCAACUGGGAGCAGAUACGGCACAUCGUCGAUACAGGACAGUGGGAAAAGUUCUCUCGGGAACAGAAAGUGAUCGAUGACUACGUGAUAUGGCGGGAUAGCGUGCAACGGACGUACAAUGCUGCUGCAGAUCAACUCCGCAUAGAGAUCUUUGGAUGGGCAUCCGAGCUGGAUCCGGCGACGAAUCGACUACGGGCGAUACCCGUACACAGCACGACAACCGUCCCGACGCCAAACGGGUUUGUCGAUGCUCUCUCAACCGCGCCUGUCGUUCCAGUCGUCGACAAAGUCCUCAGGCAAAACUUCUACCCAUACUGGACGACGCCGGCAGGGGAGAUCACGCAUUAUGUGCUAUGGUCCGUAGAGGAGAUGUCCGCAGAGGAAGUGGGAGCGUUUUGCGAGCAAGAGAAGCCUGGAUACGAGUUUAUCUAUUUCGUAAACCCGCCACAUAGAAAGACGAUACCUGAGAUACAUCAUUAUCACGUAUUCACUCGACUGAAACAACCUACUAAGUAGCGUGGGUGCGGAGAGACAUUUGAUAUCCAGGGACUAGUUCCCGCAUGUAAUCUAGAUUAGGAAGAGUUCUUUUCUCUAUCUGUAAGCAACCUGGUCCAAAUGCGGACAAAGCCUUGUCUAUCGGCCGUGAUGAGAGAACGCGUUCCGAAACAUAGAGCAGAAAGGGGGGCGUGAUGUAGUCGGAAUCCUUCCGCCUUU